This is a messenger RNA of Punica granatum (pomegranate), 1524 nucleotides long. The record is from RefSeq and is a predicted model, not a curated record. NCBI's taxonomy places the organism in Eukaryota, Viridiplantae, Streptophyta, Magnoliopsida, Myrtales, Lythraceae.
ACACAAUCAUCAUCUUGUCUCUCCCCUUUCACCCACCCUCAGCUUCAUCCCCUCAAUAAACACUUCCCUUAUUCAUCAACCAAAAUCACACACAUAAGACAUCAUCAGUUUCUCCAAAACCUCCAUCCCUCUUUAUCUGUCUCCCUUCAGCUUCUUCACUAUAUAUAUAUAUAUAUAUACAUAUAUCAUUGCUGUAUAUAUAUAUAAUUAAUAUAAGCUAGCUAAGCUAUGAAGCAGGCACAAGAGCUCAUGAGCCUCCAAAGAACCACCAGCACCAGCACCAGCUCCUCCUAUAGGCCCAACACCCGCAAGAUCAUCCCCUCCACCAACCCCUACUUCUCCCGAUCUUCCGCUGGUGCUGCGGUUCUCGAGACCGACGACUUCUCAGGCAAGCUUCUCCUCCAGAAGAGCAGCUCGCAGUCCCCGCACCAGCGGCGCGUCUCCAAGCCCGCCAUCGCCGUCUCCUCCCUACUCCGCUCGCUUCUCAGCAUAAUCUCGUUCCCCGCCGUCGUACUCCCCACGUGCAAGUGGCUCUCCAUCCCCACCGCCCAGCUGUCCAUCUUCGGUCCCUCCUACUCUCUCGGGCGGAAAGUGACCGGGACCCUCUUCGGCCACCGGAGAGGCCAUGUGACCUUUGCCGUCCAGGACCACCCAGGUUCCGACCCCGUCCUCCUCCUCGAGCUCGCCAUGUCAACCUCGGCCUUGGUGAAGGAGAUGUCCUCGGGCCUAGUGAGGAUCGCCCUCGAGUGCGAGAAGGCCCCCGCCGGUGGCCCCGGGCGAGGCGGGUUGGCCCGGCCCGUGAAGCUGUUCCAGGAGCCCACGUGGACCAUGUACUGUAAUGGGAGGAAGUGCGGGUACACGAUGUCCCGGGCCUGCUCAGAGUCUGACUUGCACGUCCUCAGGACGGUCCACAAGGUCUCGGUCGGGGCAGGAGUGAUCCCAGUCGUGGACGAUGGGCAGAAGGGAAGCGGGUCAGAAGGGGAGCUGCUAUACAUGAGGGCCAAGUUCGAGCGGGUCGUUGGGAGCCGCGACUCCGAGGCGUUCUACAUGCUUAACCCUGACGGGAACGGCGGUCCUGAGCUCAGUAUCUUCUUGCUCAGGAUAUGACCGCGACCUGCAGUCACAAACUUCAUUAGAUGAGAGCUCAGACCACUAAAGCGGUCCAUGUGCACUUUAAGCAGUUCAGAUCAUCCAAAGAAGAAUACCAUGACGACCGGUAACCCCUCAUUAAUACAGUACUUCAAAAUCGAUUCGAUCAGAAACAUCUCAUAUAGGCUUUAUCGAUCAGUUCUGAUCCGUCCAAUCUCCGAUCCUUGAUCACCAGCCGGUUUGUGUCACGCAUAGUGGACUUAGGAAAUUGCUAGUUGGACUUGAUUUGGAGGUGAAUAUGUCAUGGGGGCGGGUAGAAAUUACAGAAUUGUUGGAAUUUUCUUUUUAUUUGUCCUCGGAUUUUUAACUAGUUUAUAUGUGAAUGAUAAUGUGAUUGUACCAUAUAUAUACAUAUAUAUGUGGAUUGUUUGUUCA